AUCUGCCAGAGCGGAGAGCAAUCGGAAAAGGAAAGUCCGAACGGCUGGCGAUACGUGAAAACAGCUGCCUUCGACUAGUCCUUCCGUCUUUCCACUCCCCAAUUCCCAUGCGAUUUCCAACUUAAUUAGUUCAGAGGGAGAGAGAGAGGUUCCCUCAUGGCGACUUCAUCCAUCUCUGCAGUUUCAGUCUGGCCGUCUUUGUCCCUGACCUCAGUGAAAGGCAGGGCAAGCUCAGCUUCUUUGAACUCACGAAACCGUUUUACUUACAACCCCUUGUCUUUUUCUUCCUGUUCUUCGCAUCGAUCUUUCAGGAGAAAAUUUUGUAGAGUCCAAGCAACAAUUUUGCAAGAUGAAGAAGAGAAGGUAGUUGUGGAGAAGUCCUUCCAACCAAGUAGCUUUCCUCAGAAUGAUGGGGAAGGAAGCAACGGGGAUACAUCGGAGAAUACAUCCGUCAGUGCAUUGGAGAGUUGGGUCAUCAAGUUUGAGCAAUCCAUAAAUAUCUUUCUCACGGAUUCAGUUAUAAAGAUACUUGAUACUCUGUACCAUGACCGGAAUUAUGCUAGGUUUUUUGUGCUGGAGACUAUCGCAAGAGUUCCUUAUUUUGCCUUUAUGUCUGUUCUACAUAUGUAUGAGAGUUUUGGUUGGUGGAGAAGAUCAGAUUAUUUGAAAGUGCAUUUUGCUGAGAGCUGGAAUGAGAUGCACCAUCUUCUUAUCAUGGAGGAACUGGGAGGAAACUCGUGGUGGUUUGAUCGCUUCCUUGCACAACACAUUGCAGUAUUUUAUUAUUUCAUGACAGUUUUAAUGUAUAUAGUGAGCCCAAGAAUGGCAUAUCAUUUUUCUGAAUGUGUGGAGGGGCAUGCUUACGCAACUUAUGACAAGUUUAUCAAGCUACAGGGAGAUGAGUUGAAAAAAUUGCCUGCCCCUGAGAUCGCUGUCAAAUAUUAUACUGGGGGUGACUUGUAUUUAUUUGAUGAGUUUCAAACCUCCAAAGUUCCCCAUUCUCGAAGACCAAAAAUAGAGAACUUGUAUGACGUGUUUCUCAACAUAAGGGAUGAUGAAGCAGAACACUGCAAGACAAUGAAGGCAUGCCAGACUCAUGGGAAUCUUCAUUCACCUCACUCUUAUCUUGACAAUGAACAGGAGGAUGAUUUGGGUUGUGUUCUGCCUCAAGCAGAUUGUGAAGGUAUUGCAGAUUCUAUUAAAAAAUCUGUAACGUCUCCUCAAAGACAAGCAGAUAAAAUGGAAAUUAGUUAAAAUGGUAGCAAAUUUGAAGGUAUUGUAGAUUGUAUUAAAAAAUCUGUAACGUCUCCUCAAAGACAAGCAGAUAAAAUAGAAAUUAGUUAGAAUGGUAGCAAAGUUUUGUAUGUAGAUUGAUAUCGAUUGAAUACAUAAGUUGUUCGGUACAGGAUUCUCUUCCAUUUCUAGUUCAUUUCUUUAAUACAUGUUCUUGGUAGUGUUUACCAUGUAAGUAGGACGGUACAGGAUUCUCUUCCAUUUCUAGUUCAUUUCUUUAAUCCCUGUUCUUGGUAGUGUUUGCCAUGUAACUAGGAGGUACUUGCCUGAUUUUGAAUUGGACAGUGACACAUAUUGGCUCAUCUUCAAAUAGGGUGUGACUGAAACUGCCUAUUCCAGCAGUCGACUUACUCGAGCUAUACAUUAUGAAGUUUUCUAUCUGCCAUUGAAGGCUAAAUUCAGAUUGGUUGUCUUCCUUCAAGGGGGGUUAGGCAGACUUCAGCUUUGGUUUUUCACUCCAGUUUUGUUUGGAUGGUGGUAGAUGUGGUUACAUGCCCUGUUGUUUGAUUUUGAAUUGGACAGUAGAGGGACAUUUAUCGUGAUGUUUACUUAUUUCCCAAUUGACUACUGAAAAUAUGAGCAAUUCAAAAUUGAGGUCCAGCUAAUGCAACCUCACUGCCUUUCAUAGCUCAUCUGUUUGCAUAGGAAAGCAAAAGGAGACAUGUAAUGGUAAACCUCGUGACUUAUGAUCUUCAGACUAUCCUUGGCAUGCGUACCACCCUUAGUUACUUUGUGAACAUGUCAGUUAUCACGGUAAGAGUGACCAAAAAAUUCCAGACCACCUGGACUAGUUUAUCUCUCUUGGUCAAAGAAGGCAAGCGUAGGCACAAGCGGCCUUGCUAUGGCUUCCGUAUCAGGAGGAAGUGGAUGCUGCUGAUUGGUAUAUUUAUGAUUUCCAGCCUGAUGUGGGAUCAGCCCAAUAUAACUUUUCCUAGCGGUUCACUCUGGGGAUGCAAUUCUUAGGAGAACCUGGCUUGGCUUCACUCUGGCGAUAUGAAUCUUAGUAGAACUUUCCCCUAUACACCGGCUUAUAAGGUGAGGGAACCCAAGAUCAUUUCAAAUCCCUUUGUAACUGAAGUGGGAUCAGCCCCCAUAUGAUUGAUUUGGAAUCGUGGUUUGGUACCUCUCUUCCUUAAGGGAGGAGUUGGGGUUUUGGGAGUCUGUUGAUGUGCUGCUUCAUGUAUUUGGCUUUAAAGGAAGAACCUGAUUUGAGUGAAAACUGAAACUAGUCAAAUUCCAAGCUGGUACACUUGUUGUGAUAUGAACUAAAUCCCCUGGUUUCCAAGGUACAACAUGAGAUUUUGACCAUUGAAGCAGUCAAGGCAUUGGUAUAGAAUCUGUACCCUUGCUUGGAGAGAGGAGAAGAAAUUAACUAAGUGAGCAUUUCAAGUGUUGGCUUGCAUCGCAUGAAAUAUGGACUUUGGCAUUUUGUGACCAAUAUGGUUAAAGCAACAACUGGGAAAAGGUGGGAGCAUCGAAUGGCGUAUGAGUAUGAUAUUUCCUUUGUUUCGCUCUCUUCCUUCUAAUGCUUCUUUUACCAACUGCCCAGAAAGUAGAGGCCCUCUCUCUAUCUUAUGCACAGGGACGCGCAUACACGCAACAGCAACCGCCACACUAUACUGACUGCGAAAGCCACUCAAAAAGGCCCAUAAAGGGUGGUACAUGGGGGAGAGACGAGGCCAAUGGAAGCUUCUUUCUGUUGUUGCAAAUGGUUUGGUAGGCAAUUGUGCAAGAGAAACCAACGUGUACCGCAUGAACUGACUUCUCAGUUCACAUAGUGCAUGUGAUGCAUGAACUGACUUCACCUCCGCACUUCUCGCUUCUAUAUAAUAUCUUCACCAUUUUAUGCUCACAUAACCUUGAAGCAGCUUGAACAUAGAGAGAGAGAGAGAGAGAGAGAGAGAGAGAGAGAGAGAUUUCAGUUGUGUCUCCCGGGGCAGUAAUCAUGGGCAACAAUGGGGAGAAGCCAAGGAAGGUGGGGAAGCUGGUCAGAUACACUGCAAAGAUGGUUAGCUUCUUAAGGAGGAGCAUUGAUAGGUCAGGAACAGAGGUUUCAAUUCCCCCUCCUACUCAGGCGGUUCAUUGUGAUGACCUUUUCUUUUCGUCUGGUAAGUGCGAAGGCACUCAAAUAGAUGGUAUUGCUGCUGAUCCAGUGGUGGCAGCUAUGAUUGUAGCUCAGAAUCACUUCAGUCUUAGACCAAAUCUUUUGAUCUAAAGAGAUAGAUAAAAGCACUAAUCUUCAUCUCUAAUGCUCCCUUAGUGUUCCUUAUUAAAAGUGAAAAUGUUUAUCAAGGAAAUGAUGUUAGUUGUAAGUGGUAAAUGGUAACCCCAUUUUAAUCUAUGUUGUUAUUAUGUAAGGAGCUAGUGCCACUGUUAAGAAAAUAUCUUGAUGGAGUGGGUUUGCAGAGUCCAAUAGUGGAACUUUUAUUUCCUCUUAUAGGGUCGAUCCCAAACCUCACUUUAUAAAUAGUCAACACUAACCUAAUAAAUGUGCCGUAAAAGAGGAUAGAUAAAGACUGAUAUUGAUCAUGCUUGCUUUA
This is a messenger RNA of Macadamia integrifolia, 3833 nucleotides long. RefSeq names its product ubiquinol oxidase 4, chloroplastic/chromoplastic-like. The record is from RefSeq and is a predicted model, not a curated record. Lineage: Eukaryota; Viridiplantae; Streptophyta; Magnoliopsida; Proteales; Proteaceae. Gene Ontology annotation, biological process: alternative respiration. The transcript has 9 exons. Bases 157 to 1254 code for a protein of 365 amino acids. Gene Ontology annotation, molecular function: alternative oxidase activity. Gene Ontology annotation, cellular component: thylakoid; mitochondrion.